AAAACCAUUAACCACUAUAUACGUUUUGGACUUUUAGGCUUAAAAAAUAUUUUUAUACCUAAAAACUAACAAGUUAUCAACUAACAAGAAAUAAUUUCAUGAUAAUUACUUGAUGUGUAUGAAGUAUGAACUAUGAAGUGUCUUUGUCUAGCCAGUAGCCAUUGUAUAUUAAGUUUACGGUAACAGUAGUCGCAGAAUACCUGACAUUAAUUUUAUUUGACAAUAGUUUACAUAGAACAGAAAAAAGGACGUAAAAUUUAUUUUGUAAUGUGUAAUUUUAUAAAUUUAUAUUGAAAUAGUACCCAUCUAUAUCACUAAAACUAUUAAGUAACAAAUAUAUUGUCAAUGGGUAAAUCCAUAAUAAGUGCUUAAAAUCAUUGAAAAAUAACAAAAAAUUAAUAAUAUAUCUUACAAUACGUAUUUUUCAAUGGUAGAGUAAAAUGACAUCAAUUAAAAAACAAGCUUAUAAGACAUCUAAUCGUGAAGACAAUGAUUCAGACUCCCUUUUGACACCAUGCUUUAAAAUUAAUUCUGAUGUGGCUUUGAAGGAGAUUCCAACAACAGGUGAAGAAUACCUUUUAAAAGUAAUGAAAGAAAGGGAGAAUUAUUCUACUGUAACAAAAUGUAACAAGGACUUUUCCAAGUUUGCUCAAAAUCAGUCAUGUUUUGUUAAAGAGCUACCACAUGCUAAGGCACCAGAUAACUUAAAACCAACUAUUGAAUGGCAAAACAUUCAAGUAGCAGAUUUUUCUGAUGUUCGAAUGUAUGUAUCACGAUUGUUAUUAAAAAAGUCACUAUGGCCCAAUGAUGUGAAGAAAUUAGAAAUAGAUCCAGAUAAUAUUAUUGCUUGGAAAAAAUUAUUUGAAAGAGAUCCAAAACUUUCAUAUGUCCUUGGCCAACACAAUGCAAUGUUAGACCGUGGCCUAGAAAUACUAAUUGAAAUUUUAGAUGGAGUUAAACCUGGUAGCACAAUUAAUCAUAAAACAGGUCAGUGGAUUUAUGCCUUUCUUGCUUGUACAAGACAGCCUCUUCUCUCGGACACAAUUAGUAUUUUAAGGAGUUUAGCUAGAAAAUGUGCAGAAAUAAGAUCUCAGCUUGAUCCCGAGGAUGAACAUUCAAUAACAGCUGCAGUACCAUUAAAUAUAUUUAUAUGCCUUGUGUCCCGAUAUUUCAGGCAGUAUGAUUUAGCUGAUUGAUAAGGAUUAAUGUAAGCAGUAAACUUUAAAUAACAUCAAAUUAUUGGAACUUAUUCCAAAAGUAUUCACUUAUGACACCAUUUUAUGCCAACUGAAAUAAAAAUAUGUUUAAGAAGUAUGUUCUUUAAAGUACAGGCCAGAAUUUUAUAUGAAUAAUGUAAUAAAUAAAAAUAACAUGUCA
Messenger RNA from Nymphalis io (European peacock), 1377 nucleotides. It is a transcript of the gene Gem2, whose product is annotated as gem-associated protein 2-like. Gene Ontology annotation, biological process: spliceosomal complex assembly; spliceosomal snRNP assembly. Bases 441 to 1196 code for a protein of 251 amino acids. NCBI's taxonomy places the organism in Eukaryota, Metazoa, Arthropoda, Insecta, Lepidoptera, Nymphalidae. Gene Ontology annotation, cellular component: SMN complex; spliceosomal complex; nucleus. The transcript is spliced from 4 exons. The record is from RefSeq and is a predicted model, not a curated record.